AUGGACACCCAAACGGAGUCUAACAACCCCUUCCGUCGGAAGAAACCCAAUUCAGUCGUGGUUGACCGUGCUGCUUCUGACAUCGACGAGAAACAUGGCGGCGAUACUUUACCUGGAGAACUCAUCUCCGCCGGAUCUCAGCAUCUGCACCGCAAAAUUGGAGGUAAAGAGCUACAGCUCUUUGCUGUAGGAGGUGCAAUUGGCACAUCUCUCUUUGUGCAGAUGGGAGCUGUCCUACCCAAGGGCGGUCCUGCAGGUCUCUUGCUUGGCUUUAUAGUAUAUGGGACAAUCAUCUUUUCAACUAAUCAGUGCUUUGCGGAGAUGGUUACCUACAUGCCUAUACCAUCACCCUUCGUCCGACUUUCUGGAUUUUGGGUUGAUGAUGCCCUGAGCUUUGCUAUGGGGUGGAACUACUUCUUUCUUAUGGCUUUCAGUGUCCCAUAUGAGAUUACUGCCAUCAACGUUCUUCUCACGUACUGGACCGACAAAAUCCCUGUGGCUGCAGUGGUGAUGGUUUGCUUGGUAAUUUACGCGGUGCUCAAUGGACUUACAGUGCGAUUCUUCGCAAUUUCUGAGUUCUACAUGUCCAUGUUCAAAAUUUUCCUGAUGAUCGGCCUAAUGAUGUAUACAUUUAUUACAAUGGUCGGCGGUAAUCCACGCGGCGACGUUUACGGCUUUCGCUACUGGAAAAACCCUGGAUCAUUCGUCGAGUAUCUUGUUCCUGGAGACCUUGGUCGCUUUUGUGGGCUGCUAUCCUGCAUGAUUCAAGGCUCAUUCACCAUGGUGGGGCCGGAAUAUAUAGGCAUGGCUGCGGGAGAGGCAGAGAAUCCUCGCAAGAUUCUACGAAGGGCAUAUUCUUCCUUCGUGUAUCGCCUCAUGUUCUUCUUUAUCGGCGGCGCACUCUGCAUUGGAAUUGUCAUUCCAUAUGACGAUCAACUUCUUGCCGACACAAUUGUAGGGAAACGGGAAGGAAGCGGAACCGGAGCUGCCUCCCCCUACGUUAUUUCCAUGGUCAAGUUCGGAAUUAAGGGCGUUCCUGACCUAGUUAACGCCUUGAUUAUGACUUCUGUCCUCUCUUGCGGCAAUAACGUCGUUUUUUCUGCUGCACGCACUCUCCAUGGGCUAUCACUUGAAGGCAAGGCUCCUGCCUUCUUCUCAACGUGCAGCAAGCGUGGGCUACCGUACUAUUCAGUUGUUGUAGCACUUGCAUUCUGUCUCCUUGCCCUCCUGCAACUCAACGAAUCGUCCGCGACAGUUCUCAGCUGGUUUGUUGGAAUCUGCACAGCCUCGUACCUUCUCAACUACUUCGGAACUAUCAUUACGUACCUACACUUUUAUGCGGCACUCCGUCGUCAGGGCAUUGACAGAACCACCCUCCCCUAUAAAGGCCUGUUUCAGCCGUACACCGCAUGGUACGCUCUGUUCGGUACCACAAUCAUGACACUCAUUUUGGGGUACAAUCUCUUUAUCCACGGGAAUUGGGAUAUCACUGCAUUCUUUACGAACUACACGAUGGUUGGCUUCUUUAUUGUUGCCUUUGUAUUCUGGAAGGUAUUUAAGCGGACAGAGUAUGUUUGGCCUGGCACAGCAGAUAUCUGUCUCGGCAAUAUUAAGGACGAUAUUGAUCUGUACGAGACUCUCUACGAGCCAAAGCAAAGGGGGAAGGUCUCUGCUUAUCUGAACGGCUUUUUCGAGUAAUUCAAUGCUUUCCUGCAUAUUUUGGCGAUUGGCUAGUUUGGGAAUUUGAGGCUUGGGAAUUUUCUUUCUUUAGCUUUUUCGAAAUUUAGUUAGCAAAUUGGAACUGUUGAUAGCGCGAUCGCUCUCUGCAGGUUAGUUUAGCAUAAAUCAAGAAUUGUUCUCUUCUCAUCUCAA
Molecule: messenger RNA, 1872 nt
Organism: Blastomyces dermatitidis ER-3
Lineage: Eukaryota; Fungi; Ascomycota; Eurotiomycetes; Onygenales; Ajellomycetaceae
Product: general amino acid permease
Exons: 9
Coding region: 1-1698 (565 amino acids)
Biological process (GO): amino acid transmembrane transport
Cellular component (GO): membrane
Molecular function (GO): amino acid transmembrane transporter activity
Source: RefSeq, a predicted model, not a curated record